Tinamus guttatus (white-throated tinamou) is the source of this 851-nucleotide messenger RNA. Lineage: Eukaryota; Metazoa; Chordata; Aves; Tinamiformes; Tinamidae. The record is from RefSeq and is a predicted model, not a curated record.
GCGCCGAGGCCGACGGCGACGGCUACGAGACCGACCACCAGGACUACUGCGAGGUGUGCCAGCAGGGUGGCGAGAUCGUGCUGUGUGACACGUGUCCCCGCGCCUACCACCUGGUGUGCCUGGAGCCCGAGCUGGAGCGCGCGCCCCACGGCCGCUGGAGCUGCCCCCACUGCGAGAAGGAGGGGGUGCAGUGGGAGGCCAAGGAGGAGGAGGAGGAGUACGAGGAAGAGCUGGAGGAGGAGGGCGACAAGGAGGAGGAGGACGACCACAUGGAGUACUGCCGGGUGUGCAAGGACGGCGGCGAGCUGUUGUGCUGCGACGCCUGUAUCUCCUCCUACCACAUCCACUGCCUCAACCCGCCGCUGCCCGAGGUCCCCAACGGCGAGUGGCUCUGUCCCCGCUGCCCCGGGGGGGGACCGCGUGGGGACACGGUGUGGGGACACGGGGACAUGUGUGGACCGCAAGGGGCAGUGCCACUGUGUGACAUGGCUUGCGGGUGUCAUUGUCACCCGUGGGUGUCACUGUCCCCGUGUCCCCGCAGUGUGGACCGCAAGGGGCAGUACCACUGUGUGACACCGCUCGUGGGCGUCACUGUCACCCGUGGUGUGGACCGCAAGGGGCAGUACCACUGUGUGACACCACCCGUGGGCGUCACUGUCACCCGUGGUGUGGACCGCAAGGGGCAGUACCACUGUGUGACACCACCCGUGGGCGUCACUGUCACCCGUGGUGUGGACCGCAAGGGGCAGUACCACUGUGUGACACUGCCCGUGGGCGUCAUUGUCACCCGUGGGUGUCACUGUCCCCGUGUCCCCGCAGUGUGGACCGCAAGGGGCAGUACCACUGUGUGA